AUGGCAGGAGAGACUCAGCGAAUGCAUACUGUCAAAGAGCUGGACACUGAGUCCAAACUGCAGGAUGAGGGGACGGCACUGGAUCAGCAGAGUGACAAAACCACAAAGGAGUCUUCAGAGCACUUUUCAAGCGCAGGCACUGAGGCCAGAGCCGGCAGCAGAGAGCCCAAGGUUGAAAAACUAGAGAAGGAAAGGGAAGGCACUCAGCAGCGUGAGGCUGUAAUACGGCCACAGCAGGCAGGGAAGAUUGACUUCAGAUCACUACAGAACAGAUCAAAAUUUGCCACUGACAGGACUUGGUCUAGUGGCAAAGGCAGUCCCCAGUCCCCGAGUGGAAAGGGCCGCAGCCGAGAGAAGAGCAAGCGGUCAGGAAAGUCAGAGCGUGGCAACCCGCAGCAGCUGUACAGACUUAGCAUUACAAAUCCACGCUCCAACCCCACCAUUGGUAUUGCCUACCCACAGCAGAAAGUUUCGCCACCCAAGAAGCUAGAGACCAGUCGUGGCCCCGUGUCGGGCAGCUACAGAUUCCACGCUCCGAUUAUACCAGAGAGAGAGACUGAGCUACAACAAGAAGAGCUCAGCUACAGCCGCUGCUUCCAGGAGGCCUCCUCUAACCUUACCUCCCCAAGCUAUACCUCACAGGCACUGGGUUCCUCAAGUGGAACGUCAUCCCACCAACACCCACCCCUGUCACAGCAGCAGCAGCCUGCCUCAAUGGAGAACAACAGUGCACAGCCUGGGAGCCAGCUGAUCCUGGCUGACUUUCAGCUGGGUGGCUCUAAUGCAUGGCAGUCUCCUGAAAGGACUUUUAAUGGUGCUAACUAUGGAGUUUCAUCACAAAAAUCCACUGCCCUUUCAGAAGCUAAUAAGGCAAGUGCCUUUGUGCCUGGUCCAUUUCAAUAUGGAUAUAAUUUUUUGGAAGAAUCAACCUCUGACUCUUUUUCCUGUGAACAGAACCCACAAUCCCAAGACUUUUCAGACUCCUCCCUUGGUUCUGUUCAUGUGACCCACAAUUCCUUUUCCUUUACGCCUGGAGAAGGACAAAACAUUGCUCAGAACAGCACUCAGUUCAGUAAUGAACAGCAGCCAGAGCACAGAAACUCUUAUCCUCACACCCAACAGCCACAGUUUAUUCAAGGGGUGGCAUCCUCCAUCCAGUGUCCUAGGAAUCUGAGUGAGGACUCAGCAAGCAGUGACAGCUCUGGCUGCAGCUCGCAGCAGUCAGAGCAGGGGAAGACUGCCCUGCCAGAGAGCAGAGAAAUUAUUGGGCAGACAGACAAUAGGGAUGCAGCCAUCACAUCGGGGAGUAAGAGGAACUGUCACCCCAAAGACACAGCUGGCAACCAAAGACUCAUUCAAGGAAGUGUGCACCAUGCAAGAAAUAUUUCACAAGGUCCAGGCUCCCAAAUGCACUUUCCUAGUAAAACAUUUAACAGUCUUCCAGCCAGUAACAUUCACACUGGCUCAGUACCAUUUGAUAAAAACAUCAAUAAUAAGGUUUUAAGUAGGUUACCACACUCUUGGGAGGGGCCUAAUAAGACAUAUUCACCAGCUGAUCAAAGCACAGUUCAAUACAGUGAUAUGAAUGAUAAGUUUCAGUUUCAGAACCAGCCAGCGUUAGACCAACGCCCAAAUUCAGCUAAAAAUAGCAGAAUGCCCUGGAUACGGCCAACCUCUGCUAUGCAGAAUCAAAACCGAAUUGAGUUAUCCAGGCAAAUAAACAAUCAAAGAAUGGCUUACAUGGUAUCUCCCUCUGACUGGCCGGAUGAUAGUAAAUCCCAUAAGCACAGCUCCUUGAAAAACCCUGGUUCAUUUCAAAACAGCAGAACUAGUGAAGGGUUUUGUAACCAAAGACAGGAGACUGUAAAACAUAGCAGUAAUACAGUCUCAACUUUUAAAGUAGAGAUGAACCACGCACAAGUAUGUGACUCCAAAAAUAAGGCAGUAUAUUUCGGACUCAAUCAGUCUCUUCCAGCAGCACCAUCAAGAAAUUACAACUAUCCACCAUUACAAGUUCCUUCCAUGGGACUUAUGAUGGUGUCGCCUUAUGAAUCCCCUUUGCCCUCCCCAGUUCAUAACCCUGCAUCUAGUAGUACUUGCUCUUCCCUCUCCCCAGCAUCCACCAGCCCUGUUAACAUCAGUUCAGAGGACAGUCAAAUGUCGAAGUCAGCACCCCCUCACCCAUUUUAUCACCAGCAACAAGCCAAAACACAUGUACCUUCAGAUCACGUAAACACUCACCCUCACCAGUUUCAUUCUGAAGCUCCACGAAACCUUCCUUAUGCACCAGAUAGAGCCAAAGAUGACAUGAUGAGCUACCUGCAAAACAGCACACAUCCAAAGAUAGCAAUGGAUGGAAACAAAGGUUACAUGGAUAAUUUUGGAAUGGAGCAUCACCAGCCUCCGCCGCCUUACUCUGCACAUCAGCUGUUAGCCACUUCAUUAGCCGCUGCAAAUCUUGACCAGUUAGAUGUGCUUCUGACAUGCAAACAGUGUGAUCAGAAUUUCAACAAUCUGGCUUCAUUUCUAGGACAUAAGCAAUACUGUGCUCAGCACACCUUUGCACAAAAUGACCUCAAAGACAUAUCAAAGAUGGAGGACAGCAGAAAGUUCCCUGCAGAACCAGCAAAAGCUGUGUCUUCUGUGUCAAAUGUUUCUAUGUCAAGAUGCCCAUCUGACCUUCAUUUAUCUCUGUUGGGCCUUAAUAAAAAUGGAGAGCUGAUAUCUGACAGUGAAACAAAAGGAGAUACUAAGGAUGAUCCAAUGAAACUCAGCCUGUUCUCUGGUCCUGGUACCCUCCCUGUCCCACUCCCUGAGCUGGAAAUGGAGGAUGCCAAGUUAGACAGCCUAAUCACAGAAGCUUUGAAUGGACUGGGAUAUCAAUCAGACAAUGCCGAGAUAGACAGCAGCUUUAUCGAUGCAUUUGCUGAUGACGAGCUUACCACUGUCAAAGCAACAUCAAACAAACAAUGUCUGAAAACCAAAGAGUCCCUAGUAUUUGAGAGCAAAAAUAAACAAGCAGCAGAUGAUGAGAGGUCUUUCACACAGGGAAAAUAUUUUUAUGACUCUGAUGUGGAAAGCCCCGAGACAGAUAAGCAGUAUACAGAAAGCAAACUUGAGAAAAUAUCUCUGAAUUUGGAACAAGAUGAGAAAAUUAACAUAAAAAAAGAAGUCUCUCAUAAAAAUUCAAGAACCGCCUCAAGGGAGAAGACGAGGGAACAAGACAGCAAAGUAAAAGAGGCAAGAAAACUGUGCAAGAGUGAGGACGAUAAUGUAAGUACCCCAAGAUUUGUCUUAUCCAGCAAGUUUUCUGAGCGUUGUGGUGUUAAAAGCUUUCAGGAGAGCACUGCACUCAGGGUGUCAACGCCCUCACAGGCCUCCACAUCUCCAACCUCAAGAACUCCAGUGAAAGAGAGCAAGAGGAAGAGCACUGGAGGGGGUACCUGGAGCAAAGAACUUAUUCACAAAAUAGUUCACCAGAAAAAUAAGCUCCAUAAGCUCCAUGUAAAAGGUACCAAAAACCUCCAAUUUUCCCUGGUGAUGGAAAGACUGACUCCCACUGUGCAGAACCCUGCAUUUGGAGAAUACGACUAUGUUUCAGAUUCUGAUGAUGAAUGUGAGCCUGUAAAGAUAGCAAGCCAAGGCAGACUGAACCAAAGCAGUCGGUGUAAAUACACAUACACCAAAGAGUGCAAAUGGCGAGCAAGAAGUGAGAGGGAUCAAGCAGCGUGGAGGCAUGAAUCAAAGGAGUGUUUUGAGGUGAAGAAAAGUGAGGAGGUUUCUCUCCUGCCUGAGAAACAUAGUUCUCACCAGAGGCUCAGGAGGAGGGGUAGCAGGUCAUCCACAAGCAGUGAACUCAGCACAUCUGUGAGUGUUUCUAGUGAUAGUAUCAACAGCCCCAAAAGCACUGACCGCACUGACUCGGACUGUGAGAAGAAGACAGACAUAAAAAAAAGAGAGUCUACAGAGCAGAAAACCUAUGAAAGGUCCUCCCCACAUAAGUUGCAUAAAGAGUCCAGCACACUAGCACUGACAUUCACUAAAUCUAUCAAGAAGUAUAAUACUGACAAACCCAUUCUCUCUGAUAACAAAGACAGUGCAGAGAAUCCCAGAAACUGUCAUUCAAACACAGACGUUGCUGAUCUACCAUCAUCUUCACAAAAAGCAAAGGACACAGUCAAAACCUUUGAAAAGAACAGAUGCUCAAAUACAAAAUCAAGAGAGAAACUGGUGUCAAACAGCAAAGAAACAAGCUCAACAGCAGGUUCAAACAGAAACAACCCACAGAAAACUGACAAUUUGUGUCCCAAAGAAGAACCAUCCCCGUGUAGCAGUACAGAUAACAAGCCACCACAGUUUGAUUCACACUCUUCUACAAUCAACAAAGAAACCGAUUUCAAUAUUGACAGAAACACAAAGGGCAAAAGAAGAGAGAGGCCCCAAGCCACACAGCCAGAGCUAUCAGACAGUACCACAUUUGAAAAACAGAGUGACAGUGUCUGCAUGGUGAAAGAGGCUAUUACUUUAGUCAAUGACCUAGACACACACAAGCCUCCUCCUCUGUGCACCUCUUUGAUGGAUGAGGUGUGCCUAUCUCCAACUGAAAGCCAAGGCCCAUUGAUACAAAAAGAUACUCUCCACCUCAUGCCCUACCCACUGGAUCAGGAACAGGGGCUCAUGAAAUCCCCACUUUCAUUUGACACCUCAUCAAUGUUUGGGGAUCUCACAGGAUUCGACAGUGGCCUAUACUCAGACAUGCCAAUUCAGAAAGAGGGUUUCCAUUCUAUGGAGAACACAGUUGAUAAAAAAGAAGAGUUUGAGUCGUCAUUUUCUCACUUUCUGGAACAAAGAGACUGGAAUCUAAUAGUAAGCCCAGUGCUACCAGAUGAGAUAGCUCAGUACAAAGGCAGCUCGGAGAAAUCAAAUGAAAAGAAACCAGAUUACAAUCAUGUUCCUUUGUCUCUGCCAGAAAAAAUAAUGAACUACAGUGCAAAUCUCAACAGCUGUGCAUCUGAGGAUGAACUAGAGAUAAAGAGAAUAGUGAAUGAGCUUGAAAACCAGCUGCAGACAACUAAGUUGGAAAGCCCACCACUAAAUCAGGAUGUCCCCAAGCAGCUGCAAAUGAGCAAAUUUUCACCUUUACGUCUCGGUGAAGAGUCAGAGAAUGAAGGCACUGGUCUGGAUAUGAGGUGCACUGUCCAAACCAUAGAUGUACCAGUGACCAGUUUGCCUUCAGAGCCUUUCACUGAACCAGUACUCCCAUGGACCAGUCCGUUACAGUUUGAGCUGAUGGGUGAGCACCACAGUCCCCACACUCCAAUUCACAAUGAGCCAGGGGCCCUUGAACAUUUCACUGAAAAAGAGGAUGAUGCGUCAACCACAGCCUCACAUAUUGAACACUCACAGCUCCACUGUGAGCAAAAAUCAGAGGAAGGAAAUUCUGAAAAAGAGACUCCUGCAGAAACAAAGGAAGAUAUUUUAGAACAGAAGCGAUACACAGAAAACCUGAUGAAAAGCCUGGAGGUGAUUUCUGAUUCUAUAUUCAAAAAAGAACCUGUUAUAUCAGAACAGAGGGAGCCGAAUGCCAUCUCUCUCACAAGUCAACAACAUCAAGAAAUUGAAUGUCAGGCAACUUAUGCAGUUGAGAAAGAAGAUCCCAGAGAAAGGGAAGCAAUUACAGGAAAGGAGAAUAUAUUAUCACCUUCAAAUAUCAAUGAGCGGAAGGAUGAUAUUGAGUUCAUUCUGAAUAAGUCACAGUCAUCUCUCUCUAACAGCACUGACCCCAUAUUUGAUGGAAACCAGCCAAUUUCAUCGCAGCCAAGUGAGCCCACAGAAAACAAUAAUAGCAAGGCUGAGACUAAAGAUAUAUCAGAGGGGGAUAUCACUGACAAUAUUAAUUUGAUUGAGUCUGCUCACUGCUCAAGUGUGGUGAUACCUGACUCAAAAGUGGCUGAGGAGUCCUGCAGAAACAGUAAAGCAGAAGAAAAUGUGAAUCAGUUGUUUGAAAGCAAUAGUGACGGUCCAGAAUAUUCAACAGAUGGCUAUGAGGAAGAAGGCGCAGUGAAGGGAAUCACUACUCAAUCUGGCAGCCAUCCAUCAUCACCAGCUGCACCUGACACCAGUCUAGACAUUGGCGAGAGAAUGAGGGAUGUGAUGCAAACAGCACUGACAGAACAAUCCAAUGAUAGCCAUAAUAAUCCUGAAGUUACUAAUUCAGCACAUGAUGGUGAAUUGAAAGUGGAGGCCUCAGACAGGGUGACAGAGGAAAUAACAGUAAAAACAGCAAAACAGGAUCAUUUGAUUGGAAAUUCUGUCUCUAAAAAUUGCAUCUACACUAAUGUUUACAGUGCUAGUCCAGCUGACAUAGAGAUGUCCGUAGAGAUAGUCACCACAGAAAAGCCCUGCAGUCCAAUUCUCGUGGAAACCAAUACAGAAAAUAUGAGUAACUGCUCACCCUACAAAGGCAACCACUCCAUAGAGGGUCAAAGCAAUCUGUUGAUCCCAUCCAGGUCUGACAGCAUCAUUGACAGUGACUCCUGCAAAGUUACUCCAUUUAAUGACUCUCUGAAAACUGACACCACCUUUGACGCCAUUCAGAAAACAGAAGAGAUUUUAAAUGUUCAUGACAUCAAAGAACAUCUUCCUAUUGAUUUUAUGGCAAGCCACAAGAAGUCGCCAUGCAGGGGGGAGAUGGAGGAAAGUCACUGUCUCUUUUUACAAACUGCCCCACCAACCAGUCCUCUUUCGUCAACCUCUCAUCAAACACCCAUGCAGAAACUGGACAUAGAAGAGGACAUGUGUCUGUCACAAAGUAAAUGUAAUAUGCCUGUUGACCAAGGUUCAAUACAAACUACAAAUUCUCACGUAAACAAAAAUGAUAACCAAAAAGAGGCUUUAAACAGUUAUGAAAAAUUGAACACAACAGCUGAGAUGGAGUAUUCUCUGAUAAGCCCACCUCAACUGGAUCUGGGAAUCAUAGAGUGUAAAUUACCCAGCUCUGAAACCACCAUUCCUUCUCCACUUUCUGUGACCAGCACAGCAGAUCCACCUGUGAUAUCAGAGAUUCUUGAAAAAAGAGAUCCGACGUAUGAUUUCAGGCUCAGCCCUCUUAACUACAACAACAUCUCAGAUGAACCUCCGCAACUAAAUCAGUAUGAAUACAUACCAAUUUCACCAGCGAGUAAACCUGAAGACUAUCCAGACGUCAAACAAAGUCCGAGAGAUGACUGUGAACCAUGUGACCUUAGUGUUACCCCUGCAGGGAUUUUCAACAAAACUAAAAUUGACACAACAGUGUCACAAAACUCAGACCCUGCAGCUAAACUAAGUUUAUCAGCUGAACCACUGCCCAUUCAGGACAGUAUAAAAUGCACAUAUUUCUCAUUUGGUCUCCCAGCUGAAAUCAAAAGCACAGAUUCCUUAACCAAUUCCUCAGCUGGUAAUGUCAGGAAGGAUUUGGAGGUUUGCCAUGAUACAGUUGAACCUACUGAACAUUUGCAUAUUCAUGCUGACCUGCUGAGAAAGCUUGCAUCAGAUAAUAUGCGCAGGGCUUCUGCAGAGGACAGUACACUUCUCAGAAAAGACAUUUCAGAUGGUCCACCCACUCCUAAGCCACUCAUCAUCUGUGAAAAUGAACAAAUGCCUCUUCCACCAGACCCAUCAGAGAAGCAACCAACAACAGAGACUGGCCAGUGUUCAACAACACACCAAACACACAAAGAAAUACCACAAAAGAAGACACAGAACAAUACGCAACAGGGAAAAGUGCUCUGUGAAAUCUGCUGCAUGUGUUUCAGGACUGUACCAGGGUUAAAGAGACAUAAGGCCAUGAAACAUUUGGUCAGAGCUGAAAAACACAUUGGCCCACAGAGCACAACAUCAAGCCAUCAGGGGACUAUGCUUAUUUAUGAAGCAUCACAAACUACAGAGAAAGAACAUAAAGAUGAUUCACAGAACUGUUAUCCAACAAAAAUAGAUGGGAUGUCUGAGACAAGCAGCUCUUUAGUAUCUAAAGCAGCAGAUACUGAGUCAGUCCUAGAGGAAAGUGUAGUGGCAGUGGAUGAAAUAGGCCACCAAAACCCUCUGCUGCCAACAAAAGCAAAAAAGAACAACAAAGCUAGGAAGAACAAAAGCAGUGAGGUAAACAUAAAGCUUGACCCUUUCUCUGAUGAGCUUCUGAAUAUAUUAAAAACAGACAUACUUCAGGCUAUAACUCCUGAAUUCAAAAACAGUGAACUACAAGAACAAUACUGCCAAUCUCCUAAAGACCAGAUGACAAUCAGCAUGCAUCCUGAAAGAAAUAUUACUGGAACAGAGGAAUUCCCUCACCCUGUUACUCCAAACUCUGGCGUUGGCAAUAUACCACAAUCUCCAACAAAAGAGGCAAAUGCACUUGAUGAAAAUGUGGAAUUAAAUCAAAUCACAGACACAGAAGAGAUUAAAUAUACAAGUAUGACAGAAAGAGCAAAUGGGGAAGUAUGUGCAAACAAUAAUUUGGAAAGUGCUAUAUCUGUAGAGAAAGAUAUUAUCAUAGAAAGUGAUGGGCCAAGAAAGACUCUGUGUGCUGUGGAAGAGAGGUGUAAGGAGAAAGGAUCAGAGGAGAGCCUUGCUGAAGAAAUUCUUAGAAAAGUGACAGUUGAGAUAAAAUCCGAGAAGAACAGUGGCCCUUCAGAUGAGGUGCAUUCUAUCUCUUGUUUGAAUCCUUCCCCUAUCAGUCCUCCUGGCAUAAGUCCUGAUCUGAAGGCCUUACUUGACGAUGACACCACAUUCUCACAGUUGUUCCCCAGAGAUGAGGAGGCAAAAAGGAAAAAGUGCCCAAGGGUUUACAGCAAACGAAACAAAAGACAGAAGCUAUCACCAGAUUCAAAUGCCACUCAGGAAUACUCUCCAUCUUCACAAACCUUAAUGCAAAAUAAAGAUCAGGUCAUGGAGAACCAAGCAAAGCAAAUGUUCACUGACAAUCAAACUAACCGCUGUGAAUAUGAGACAAUAUCUAUUGAUGAUACCAUCAUGUUAAAUAUGUGCCAUAACAGCACUUUGAAGACUGAUGACAAGCCAUUGUCAGAUGUUAAACAAAGUGAUCAGGAGGACGUCCUUGACAAUAUUAAAGAGCUCAGCAACAGCCUCUUGAGUCCAGUUGAGAGCACCAUUGAUAAAUCCUCAAUUGAAUGGAGUGGCUCCAGUGAUUUGAGUGGCUUUAAUGCAGGUUCAACAUUGACCUCUGACCCCAGCAGGUGUAAAGCAGAGGUGCCAGCUGCUACUUGCCCUCUGCCCUCACCUGCUGUACUGCUCCAUAGUGUAGGGGACACAGUGGAGCCAUGUGCUAGAGACAGCUUACAAAACUUCCACAGCAUUGACAUUCAGAACAUCAACACCACUUUUCAACUUCCUGAAAUUCAGUUCUUUGACUCUAAUAAAGAUAUAUCACUGGCCCCUCCUAUUGCACCUUUAGACAUGGAAAAAAAAGAUGAAGAAAAAUCUAAGAAAAUAACGGAGCGACGAGGCAGGAAACGACAAGAUGGUGGAAUAAAGGUCAAAGAUAAGCAGUACAAGUGCAAAGUGUGCUUCACUUGGUUCCUCACUCUAGGUGAGCUGAACUUUCAUAAGUUAUCCCACAACCCUUCUCCACCUCCAACGUGCUACAUGUGUGUCCAGCGCAAGUUCAGCUCAAGGGAGCAACUGAGAGACCAUCUGAGGGAGAAACAUGCCAAGAAUAAGACAGGGAUCUGGACCUGUGGAAUGUGCUUGAAGGAGAUAUCAGAUGUCUGGAUGUACAAUGAACAUUUACGAGAGCACGCCACUCAGUUUGCCCGGAGAGGCCAGACUCAAGGCUCUAUGUUAGGCAUUUCAGGCUGCUUCAUGCAGGAGACAGCUGUGAAGAACUUCAUCACCUCAAUCAUGCAACAUCGCCCUAGCAAAGCCAACAAAGAGUCCAGUAAAGCCACUAAAGAACAAGAAAAAGCUGCUGCCGCUGACAGCACAGUGGGAGAGGGGAAGUCCUGCGAGGGCCCUGAGUCAAAACUUCACAAACCUAAAAGCAGCAGUGGAGCAGGUGGGAAGCAAAAUACAUUAACCCCACUCGAGGUCCUUCACAAAACAGAGACACCUAAAAGUGUGGAGAUGCAUCCUAACUGCAAGGACCCCUCAAGAGACUGCCACCACUGUGGGAAACAAUUCCCUAAACCAUUCAAACUUCAAAGACAUUUAGUGGUUCACAAUUUGGAAAAGAUUUUCCUGUGUCACAAAUGCCCUGUGUCUUAUCAGGAGGCUCAGGAGCUUAAAGACCAUCUGAAGAGAGCACACGAAGAGGUGGAUGAAUUGGAUUCCAAACACACCACCCUCUACACCUGUGAGCUCUGUGCCGACGUCAUGCAUGUGAUUAAAAAAUCCUUCAUCUGCAGCACCUGUAAUUACACCUUCUCAAAGAAGGAACAGUUUGAUCGUCAUAUGGAAAAACACCUGUCAGGGGGGAACAAAAUUUUCAAGUUCAGAGGUGUUCUCAGACCUAUCAAAACAUCUGCACCCAAAGACGAUGACUGUGAUUCGCCUGCGAGUAAGAAGACAAGAAUUCUGUCUGACAGCCUGCCAGAAAAUAGCUCAGACAGUGGCAUCGCAAGCGUAAGCUCACUGCACCUAAAUCAAAACUCUGACACACAGUCCUCAAAACCCUCUGUGUCCACUGCUGAUGACUCCACACAGACCAUCGCAAAUGAAUACCACAGUGACACAAACAGUACAAAUGUGAAGACUGAGGACAUUGCUGAGGACUACUCUGAGCUACUUGUAGAGUUGGAAAAAUGUAUUCACAUGGGCUCAUCAGAGUCUGCUACACCUAAGAAAGAGGAAACUGACUCAACUCUCUCACCUAAUCUUGAUAAAGACGGUAAUGGAAAAUCAAUUACUGGACCAUGUGAUGUGAAAGAGGAGAAUGAGUCAGUCUGCAUUAGAGCUGAGACGUCAUGGUCAGCGUCUAAAGAGAAUAGUAGUGCGGGGGAGGAGGUUGUUACACCUAAGGAGGGCUCUGCUGAAGGUGACAUGGCUGUGACAGAGGAAAAAACGGAUUCAUUUCCACCUAGUGAGGACUCUUUUGUGAGCUUAAGAGAAAAUCAAAUCUUUUCAAAGACACCUGAGUCAGCAAAGGAUGAAUUAGCAGCUGAUGUGAUGGACCAACAGAGGGAAGACGAGCAGUGGCACCAUAUAUCAAAAGUUUCCAAUAAUGACAGCAAACAGCAAAAUUUACCUCAUAGCACAGAGCAGGAAGGCAGCAGUCAGAUGAAAGACAAAGUCGUCCCAGCCAAAACAACUGACAACAUUAAAAACAACACUACAACUAGCAGCACAAGGGCUGCAGAAUCAACAUCAGUCCUUCACUCCAAGGCUUCCCUCAAUGCUUCAGCCUCAAAUGAAGACAAAGAAUCACUGAGACCACAGAAGAAGAGGAAAGACAUGAAAUCCCCUCACAGCCUGCAAAGAGUUUCCUCUCCAGCCACACAAGAGAACUUUGGUGUUGACUCCAGGGCCAAAAAGAAAUUUCGCCCCAGCAAGUGUGCAAAUCCCUCUUUGCAAAGAAAGUCAGAUGGACCCAAUGACUAUCCUGUGCUAUCCUCAGUACGGGACGACGUCGUGAGCAACAAAAUAAUUUCCAAGUGCAAGACUUCAAACUUGGGUUUGCAGUCAAAAAGAAGUUUGCUUGAUAACUGUACACCAAAGAAAGCUGAGAUUGUGACCCCUCUUAAUGGGGAUUACAAAGCCAAAAAGGGACCUCUGGGGCGGCCUUUGCAUGCCCCAAUUUCUAAAGUGUCAUCGGUUCCCAUGAACAAUUCCUUGAAUAAAUCCAGGCCAAAGAUGGGGGUUAGGUCAAUGGAGAGCCAUUCCUACAGGACAGCAGAGUCCCAGAACCACCUCCUAAGCCAGCUGUUUGGCCAAAAACUCACUAGCUUUAAGAUUCCUUUAAGGAAGGACACUUCAGAAUCUAUUAACUGAGCGGGGUUUUUUCGGGAUCUGUGAAUAAGAGACUGUAAAUUUCACAGUUAUAAAUGUUUAAGACAAUUCAUUAU
Molecule: messenger RNA, 12056 nt
Organism: Scomber japonicus (chub mackerel)
Lineage: Eukaryota; Metazoa; Chordata; Actinopteri; Scombriformes; Scombridae
Product: zinc finger protein 469
Exons: 2
Coding region: 1-11982 (3993 amino acids)
Source: RefSeq, a predicted model, not a curated record